This is a messenger RNA of Penicillium riverlandense, 2715 nucleotides long. RefSeq names its product ankyrin. Lineage: Eukaryota; Fungi; Ascomycota; Eurotiomycetes; Eurotiales; Aspergillaceae. The record is from RefSeq and is a predicted model, not a curated record. Bases 1 to 2715 code for a protein of 904 amino acids. The transcript is spliced from 3 exons. Gene Ontology annotation, molecular function: protein binding.
AUGGACCCUAUAUCUCUAUCACUUGGCCUUGCGGGUAUUCUGCCCCUGAUUGCCAGUGCGAUCACCACGUCCAAAGAGUACAUAGACACUGUGAGGUCGGCGAAGAAGUCAAUCGCGACCUUGGUAAUCGAGCUUGAAGCGCUGCAAUUCAACGUAGCAAAUCUGCACGACCUCCUGAAGGGCGAUCUAUUAGACGAUAGUGCUGUGCAAUUUCACGAGAGUUCAGUUCUCCUGACCUGCUCCGCGGCGUGUGAGGCAAAGCUGCGAUCACUCUGCAACAGGCUGAGCCAAGACGCAAACAGGAAGCUGGGGCGCUUACUGUGGCCUUUCACCGAGAAGGAGCUCCAGAAGACGGUCCAGGAAUUACGCAAUUUUACCAACUGGAUGCAAUUUGCCUUGUCGGUCGAUGGCUGCCGGCUUCUAUCGCGGACGUCGGAUGACGUUUUGAAGUUGAUGGGACAGCAGCUAGACCAGUUCAGGACCAUCCAGACACUCGAAGCAGACACACUUCGGAUCCUCGACGUUGUUAAAGAUCAGAAGCGCGCGAUUCAGGUCAAUAUCGAGCAGGAGACUAGAAGGAGCAUUCUGAACUGGAUAUCUACCUCAAAGCACUAUCAGAAACAUCAGCUCAUCCAAGCGUCGAGGGCACAAAAUACUGGAAAUUGGAUCCUUCAAAGAGACGAAUUUAUAAAAUGGCGAGACGAUAGCUCUCCUUCAAACGUUCUCGUGUGUCAUGGCAUUCAAGGCUCGGGUAAAACAACUCUUGCCUCGAUCAUCAUCGAUGAACUUCUUAACUCUGGCUCCGGCGAGGCUUCACCUGUCGCGUUCUUCUACUUUGACCACCAGGACCAGUCUACUCAAAGUACGUCGGUAGUUCUAUGCUCUAUCCUUAGACAACUUCUCGAGAAGCUACCGGCAAUUCCGAGUUCCGUUUCCGAACUAUUCGAGAAGAGCGGCCACCAAGGCCAAAUCCCUCUCCAAGAAUGCGAGCGACUACUAACUGAUCUUGCUUCGGGCCUGAGGUGUGCUUACCUAGUGUUUGAUGGACUGGACGAAUCGGAACAUCGGAAAUCCUUCCUUCGUAGCAUUCGGAAUGUGGUUCGAAGUCGCCAAGUCCGUUUGCUGGUCACAAGUCGGCCUCAUAUCCGAGAUCUCAUAGAGCUGUUCCAGGAGCAUCCGAAGAUUAUGAUCGAGGCCCACGAGGAAGAUCUCAAGACCUACCUCUACCAGGAGCUCGACCAAGGAGGAAUAUAUGACAUCGCCGAUCAAGGCUUUGUGAACAGACUGGUUCAGAAGCUGAUGCAAGGGGCAGAGGGGAUGUUUCUUCUCCCAGUUUUACGGCUCCGUACCAUUCUCAAGGAGCCCACUCUCGGUGAGAUGGAGGACAGAAUAGCGGACCUGUCCCACAGUCUCAGCGACGCAUUUGCAGAUACCAUUUCCCGCAUCCAAAGGCUCCCUGAGAGCCGCAGCCGACUCGGAAUGGGUGCUCUCAUGUGGCUUAGUUACACAACUCGGGCAUUGACUGACUUGGAGCUCAGCGAUGCCUUGGCUAUCCACAGCGCACAGAAAGCUGUCAACGUCAAGUAUCGCCCGGCUACAAAGACCAUUCUCGAAUGCUGCCAAGGUCUUGCGACCGUAGACGGGGAGGGUUGUGUACGGCUUGCGCAUUACGCGAUUCAGGAGUACUUAAGAGACCAUUCGACGGAUCUCUUUCCACAAGCCGAAGCCACGAUUGCGGUGACUUGCCUUCGCUACCUUGUCUUUGAGAACUUCGAGGACGGGCCAUGGCCGACCGAGGGCGAUAUCCAAUCUAGGAUGGAAAUGUACCCCUUUCUCGCCUGGGCCGCCAUGUACUGGGGGCAAUUCGCCCGACGGACCGAAACCGACGCAAAGGUGUGGUCCACGCUGUUCGUCUUCUUCUCCUCCCCAGCCGCCAUGGCCGUGGCGAACCAGGUACGGCAAUACUCGAUGGGCCGGAACCCCGAAUAUUGGAAUGCGGACGAGUGCAGCAGCUUCUCAGCGCUCCAUCAUGCGGCGCGCCACGGGCUCGAGCAGGCGAUCGCUCGGCUCCUCGACAAUGGUGCUUAUGGCGUCAACGAGCUGACGCGGAUGGGCGCCACGCCCGUGAUUCACGCCGCCUCGAGCGGACAUGUGCUGACGACCCGGAGCCUGCUAGCCCACGGCGCUAAUCCGCACCUGCGGAAUUGGUACGGCGACGCGUUACACUGUGCGAUCGAGUCGGGCAAGGCGGCCACCGUGCGCGAGCUGGUCCGAUGGGGGAUGGAUCCCAACGCCAUCGGGAACGGCGGGCGCACCUAUCUCGCAUGCGCGUUGGACGGCGACUCAGCCAGCACAUUUGCCGCGCUCGUCGAACUCGGUGCCGACAUUGGAUUGCAGAGCAUGUCUGAGGGCCAUGGUCAUCUCUUCUUCGCCGCGGCAGACUGGGGCUGCGACGAGAUUGUCACACUCAUGCUGGAUCGGGAAUGGGUCGACAUUGAGAUGAAAGACUCCGAUGGACAUACAGCAAUGCACUAUGCCGCUGCGGCUGCGAGUCCAACAACGGUGAGGAGACUACUUGACGCUGGGGCUAAUAUUGAUGCGAUGGAUAACGAGGGACGUACGGCUCUGUAUUACGCGGAGGUUGAGGGCAACAAGGCUAUGGCGAGACUGUUGCUAGACUUAGGGGCCACACCUCCGCUUCGAAGCCGAGCUUAG